AUGUCUGCUGCAGUUCGUAGAUUAAAAAAGGAAUAUGAAACACUGGUUAAUUCAAGCAUCAAAAAUGUGAUUAGAAAUGUUACAUAUGAUGAACCGAAUUUUUUGACGUGGACAGGACUCAUAGUACUGGAUGAACCUCCUUAUAACAAAGGGGCGUUUAGAAUUGAAAUCACAUUUCCAGUUGAAUAUCCUUUCAAGCCUCCGAAAGUGAUGUUCAAAACGCGUAUAUAUCAUCCAAAUAUAGAUGAAAAAGGUCAAAUCUGUUUACCAAUAAUCAAUCCAGAGAACUGGAAACCGGCUACUAAAGUUGAACAUGUGAUUCAAGAUCUCGUUGCAAUGCUUCAUGCUCCUGAAGUUGAACAUGCUCUUCGUUCAGACCUAGCUGAGGAAUAUGCUAAAGACUUUAAAAAGUUUCAUAAAAACGCAGAAGAGUUUACACGAAAAUAUGCAGAAAAAAUACCAAAUGUGUAAAUUGUCUUGCCUAAGUUACAAUGAAAUAUUGAUGACUUCAUGAUUUCUUCUCAUAUAUAUUAAAUCUCUUUUUGUUUUUUCCUUGCCUUCCUCAUUCUGUUUUCUGGGUGAUUCCAAGUGGUGGUAUUUGUUUUUGACAAGGGCACACACGCGCGCGCGCCCGCCCGCCCACGCACACACUUACACUUGCUCUCGUAAAAAGUUCUCUGGCGGUCUUCAUAUUUGAUUGAUACUGAUGUCUCUCUAUCAUGUUUCUCUUUUGUUGAAGGAUUGUGUAUGUAUAUGUGACUAGACUAGUUGUUGUUGUAUUCUGAAGAUUGAAUAGUGUUUCUCUUUAUCCCUCUGUCUUCUGUCUCUCGUUUCGAUUCUGACAGCUUCUUUCUUUCGUGAUGAUUUUUUGCACUUUCAACAAACACACUACAUGAACACGAAUGGGCGCUGUGUUAUCCCGCAUACACACACAUAUAUAUAUGCACAUGUAUUUAUGCAUUUCGAAGCAUGUCGUCAAUAUGUGAUCAGAACUCUAAAGUCGUCACCAUCUUGAUAUCGAAUAAUAAUAAUAAUAAGACUACUGUUUUACUUUCUGAUUACUUUUUAUCUAAAAUUAUGUUAUUUUGUUCUCAAGUUAGUUAUUGUUUCUUGUCUUGAAUAUGUACUGAGUUUGUCUGAAAUGCAUAAAUAUAUACAUAUAUGUAUGUGUAUGCUA
Molecule: messenger RNA, 1177 nt
Organism: Trichobilharzia szidati
Lineage: Eukaryota; Metazoa; Platyhelminthes; Trematoda; Strigeidida; Schistosomatidae
Source: the annotation of a GenBank genome assembly